Messenger RNA from Sitodiplosis mosellana (orange wheat blossom midge), 805 nucleotides. Its product is annotated as lipase 1-like. The record is from RefSeq and is a predicted model, not a curated record. The transcript has 3 exons. Bases 484 to 789 code for a protein of 101 amino acids. Gene Ontology annotation, biological process: lipid metabolic process. NCBI's taxonomy places the organism in Eukaryota, Metazoa, Arthropoda, Insecta, Diptera, Cecidomyiidae.
AUUCGAAUGUAUUAUUAUAUGUAUGGACAAGAUAAUGAUUUGACUUUUUUCAUUAAUUACGUAUCUAUUUCGACCAUUCAAUUGGCAAAGUUACAUAAGACAUCGAUUAGGAAAACAUAUAAAUGUAGAAAAGUUUGUAAAUUGGUUUCUAGUUUUAAAUACGUAGUCGAUGGGGAACAUCGAAGUACAAGCAGAUGAAUUUUUGUUGGUUUAUUUUUUAGCUCAUUUGUAUGUUUAUGACUCGAUAAAAGUUCUUGAUAAUUGAAAAUGACAAAUCUAACUGAAGUUAAAAUGAUUAAAUUCACACUAACACUUUUUAUUGUAGCCGCAUUUUUGAUUGCGGACUGUUACUCAGAUCCAGUGGUACGUAUAAGGUUUUUUCAAAAUGAAGAAUGUCUCAGAACAUGGAAGCAAUAAAAAUUGAAGGAAAAAAAACGAAAAGAGUAAAAAAAUGUUUGAAUAACUUUUGAUGAAUUCUUAAAGAUGAAUAUGUUUCGCCAAAAGAACUACCAGGCUGAAAAACAUGCUGUAAAAGCUAAAGAUGGUUAUAUAUUGACUAUGCAUCGAAUUCCAAAUCCAAAUCGUCCACCCAUCCUUCUAGUGCAUGGCCUUGCGGACAGUGCAAAGGGAUAUUUACGACAUCGCUCUAAAUCAUCAACGGCAUUGGAACUUUUCGAACUUGGUUAUGACAUUUGGAUGGUAAAUGCUAGAGCCAAUAUAUACUCACGGCAACAUAUCCACUUGAAUGCAAGCGAUCCACAGGUGAAUGGCUUCAAUUGGGCGGUUUAAAUAAUUUAGUACCACA